Diaporthe batatas is the source of this 1765-nucleotide messenger RNA. RefSeq lists its product as uncharacterized. NCBI's taxonomy places the organism in Eukaryota, Fungi, Ascomycota, Sordariomycetes, Diaporthales, Diaporthaceae. Bases 1223 to 1669 code for a protein of 148 amino acids. The transcript is spliced from 2 exons. The record is from RefSeq and is a predicted model, not a curated record.
CGCUUCGCAAGGAGGGACUGGACAGAAUGCACCGUUGGGUCUUGGCGACAACGAGGUACAAGGUGAUGGGAGCCCGGGUGCACGUCUCAGAUGGCCUAGGCAGCGAAAGGGAAGAAGAUUUCGGGUAGAUCAGAUCGGGACGCCAAACUCGGGAUGAAAGAUUGCCAGCAUCGUAGCGUCAUCAGAGGGCCCACCUGCAGGUCGCCUGGGCGUGGCUGCGGCCCUAACAAGACCGUUGGCACCCCCGAGCGCUCGAUCGGCUGCACCCGAGCGCCGUGAUGAUGCAAAAAGAAACGGUGACAGCCUCGCCAGGCAAGGGCAGAGGUGAUUGGCAGGCUGGGAGAAACACAAUUGACAAGUGUUCCCAGCACGGACUAGCCUGUGACCACGUUCCCCGGCCUGUGCUCUAUCCGGCAGCAAGGUUCAUGGCAUAGCUGCGGUGUGACACAGGAAGGCAUCCCAGCAGCCCAGGCGGAGCAGCAGCAGGGAAACAAGCAGCAGCAUGUCGAUCAAACAGCCUGCAGGGGCGGAGAAGGCCAUGUUAUCACGGGCUCGGUCGAUGUGGUAUGGGAGAUAGCUGGCACCACAGCAAGUGGCCGGGAAACUGUUGACAGAGGCACCCCGUGGUGCUCGGGGACGCGACAAGCCGCGCGGAGGGGCGGGAAACCCGGGAGCGCAGAUACCGGCAGUGGUGCCCACAACAGCCUUGCACUGCAGGAUGUUGCGUCAAGAGCACGUUUAUGCAGGGUCUGCGUAGCAUCAGAUCCGAGACAGCGGCCAUCACGCCGGAGCGCUAAGGAGACGGAUCAAGCUCUGGCGCUUCUUGUCCAUGCAUGGGACAGACGAGCGGAACGCCCAAGGACAGACAAGCCGGACGGGGCCUCCCCCGAUCUGCCCAGCGGGCAAGCACCUUGUUGACAAGGCCGUUGUAGUGCUUGCGGUGAGUGAGCACUGAGGGGAGCAACUGGUCUGGCGGCUUGUGACCCAUGCAUUGAAAGAUGACAGACGGUGCGUGGAAGCGCGCCGUGCGGCUGCAGAAAUAGCUCGGCGUGGAUCGCAUUGCCUUGUGCGGCGUCGCUUGGCCGGCGCGGACCAAAGGCGGCCAGCGGGCACAGGUGUUCGUUCUGUCGUGGGCGUAUAGGCUGGCGGCGGCAUAUCCGGGCAGCUGUCAAGGCCAUGAACCCCUGGGGCACGAAUCGUCAGAUCGUCUGAUGUCAACCCCAUGACGCAUGAAGGCUGUGAUCAGCCGGCAGUGGGCUGCAGGGCCAGCAGGGCUAUGAUGUCAGACGAGGGAGCAAGGGCUUCUCUGGGAUUUGAGUUCAAGCCAAAGCUGCUGGCCAGGAGCGACGGGCCGUGGACCGCCUGGAACAGCUCUGCAUUGACAGAGAUUCGGCUGCCGAGAAGGUUAGGGGUCAAGGUCGGGACAAAGGUCGGGACAGGGCUGCCCAGGACACUGGAUUGCAGUCACCGAACCGGACCGGGCCCGGAAGAAGCGGCUGGGUGGCGCACGGCGGAGGGUUUGGCAGUGCCGAUCAGGCAAACAGCAGGCGAGAGAGAAGGGUUCUCCUCUCGGAUGGAGGCGGGCGGAUGGACGGCAAGGCAGGCAGGUGGCUGGCCGGCCGGCGGAUCGCAGAUUAUGCCACGGUGGACAAGGGACGAGGCCUGUUGACAGGUUGGUAGGGUGGGUAGGUUGGCGGUACGAGACCGAGUAUGCAACACGCACCAAGGGAAGUCCUGGCAACAACAAGAACGAACAUGGCCAAGA